AAAUGGGAGUGCUAAGUUGAUUUUUAAAAUCCAUGCAAAUAGUAUAUAUAGUUAUUUAAUAAACAAAAAGUUUUGUUUAGAAGAAACAAAUAAAAAAUGGAUAUUGAUACGGCGAGUGACAAUACGUCUAUUGACGACAAAACCGAAGAUUUUUGUGAUAACCCGACUAGAGAUGCCUUGACAGAAGGGCUCAUGAGUCUACUGAAGCCUACUGUUGAUCAGCUGGAUGAACGAAUCCGUGCGACGAGAAUUAGUCAGAUAGAAUUGAAGCAGCAGAUUGAGUCAUUGACUGAAGAGCUGGUGAAAAUCUCCGAGUACCUACAGUGUCCCUUCGAAUUGGACAGUUAUGUCAAGAAGUUGGUGAACGCCAAGCAACGUGUCACUGUCGUGAGUAAUAUUUUGCAAACAACUCAGGAAAGGCUGAACAAAGUCCACGACGCCGUGGAAAAAGACACUGCUAAGAGGAAAGCUCUGCUAGAUCACAGUCCUAUUUAUUCAACAGAGGUUAAAAGCGACCAGAAGGAUGCUGAUAAUCCUACAGUAGAUCAAGAAGCUCAUCAGAAAAAUCAGGAUCCAGAUUCUAAAGAUUCUCCUGGUGAAACGUCAAAACAGUAA
Molecule: messenger RNA, 615 nt
Organism: Cotesia glomerata
Lineage: Eukaryota; Metazoa; Arthropoda; Insecta; Hymenoptera; Braconidae
Gene: Snapin
Product: SNAPIN protein homolog
Exons: 2
Coding region: 97-615 (172 amino acids)
Biological process (GO): intracellular protein transport; lysosome localization; synaptic vesicle exocytosis
Cellular component (GO): BORC complex; BLOC-1 complex; synaptic vesicle
Molecular function (GO): SNARE binding
Source: RefSeq, a predicted model, not a curated record